UCGAAUCUCUACAUAAAUUAUUGGCUGCUGAAUUUUUCUUUUUAUGAGUAUUGUAUUAUGUAGCAGAAAAAACCAGUAAUAACUCUCCGUCUGCUUCUACUAUGGUAACAUUUUUGUCAGCCGGAGCCGGUGGUGCUCCUCCGCCAGCAUUUCUCCUAUUUGAACCCAAUUUGAAAUGUUCGAAUUCGAGACGUCUAACGAUGUGGGCUCGCCGUGAUUUUCCUGAUUUUCUUCCUAAACAAGUCGAGAAAAUCAAAGACCCUUAUGCUAGAAAGUUGGCUUCACGAAUUGAGAGAGUACCAGUAAACUUUUCGAAGGAUCAUGUCAUGAGUAGUGUUGUGAAGCCAAAAGAACAGAAAGAGGCCAAUCCAGUUGUGCUUCUCCAUGGUUUUGAUAGCACGUGUUUAGAAUGGAGGUACACGCUUCCAUUUCUCGAGGAGGCUGGAUUGGAGACAUGGGCAAUUGAUAUCCUUGGAUGGGGUUUCUGUGAUUUAGAAAAGCUUCCAUCGUGUGAUGUAGCUUCCAAGCGCGAUCAUCUUUACCAGCUGUGGUCUACCUACAUCAGGAGGCCAAUGGUACUUGUCGGACCAAGUCUUGGAUCAGCUAUUGCUAUUGACUUCUCUCUCAACUAUCCAGAAGCAGUGGAUAGGUUGGUUUUAAUCAAUCCAAGUGUUUACUCGAAAGGUACAGGAAACCUCGCAACCUUACCAAAAGCAGUAGCUUAUGCUGGGGUCUACUUGUUGAAAAGCAUACCAAUUCGAUUAUAUGCAACAUCAUUGGCUUUCAAUGGCUUACCAUUAAGUACAUGUAUAGAAUGGACUAAUAUAGGUCGUCUACAUUGUUUAUUACCUUGGUGGGAGGAUGCAACAGUGAAUUUCAUGAUCAGUGGAGGUUACAACGUCAUUGAUCAGAUAGAACAUGUAAAACACAAAACACUAAUAAUAUUGGGUGAAGAUGAUCAUAUUAUUGACUACAAGCUUGGAGUGAGAUUGCAUUGUGAACUUCCAAAUGCGACUCUACGCCAAAUACCAAAGUGUGGCCACAUUCCUCAUGUGCAGAAGCCUGAUGUUGUCUCCAGGUUGAUCGCGGAAUUUGUUCAGUCUGAUCAAUUACAAAGGGUGAAAACUGACUGUCUCAACCAUCUCUGUUCCUGUGAUGAUUUCGGGUAUUUGUACAAGCAGCCGGUGUCUCCACCAUCUCUUCAAUUUCGCGACAUUACCCUUGUGGUCGGGCCCUUCCCCGAACCCUGCGCAUAGCGAGAGCUUUAGUGCAUCGGGCUUGCCCUUUUUAUGUUGUCAUAAACCAAUACUAUUUUUCUUGUGUACGUAUAUAAAUAAAGGUAAAUAGUCAAAAUGUAGAGUUGUUUAGCCAAUUAAGUUAAAAAUGUCAUUGUUAGA
Messenger RNA from Solanum dulcamara, 1397 nucleotides. Its product is annotated as alpha/beta hydrolase domain-containing protein VTE7-like. The record is from RefSeq and is a predicted model, not a curated record. The transcript has 10 exons. The coding region runs from base 102 to 1256 and encodes 384 amino acids. Gene Ontology annotation, molecular function: catalytic activity. NCBI's taxonomy places the organism in Eukaryota, Viridiplantae, Streptophyta, Magnoliopsida, Solanales, Solanaceae.